AUGGUGGCUUAUCUUCCGCAGCAUGAACUCGAUACCAAGGACGAUCGCCCGUAUAUGGAGCCGGCCAUAGCCCCCUUUGCUGGGCGGCUCGGCGGAAACCAGGACUUUGUUGUCGAUCGGCAUGACCCUCGGAAUGUGAAAGUCCUGGAGAAGGUGCCUGACGCUGCACCGUGCAUGACGUUGGCCGAGGUUUUUGAUUUCCGUGGAUUUCUGAGUGCCGAUCUAUACAAGUUUGCGAUGCUGGAAUGUGUUGCUAGUAUGAUGAAUGUUUUCAUCUCGUGCUGGGUCACGACGCAUCCACUUGCUGCGACGACUUCCCCGAAAACCCAGGCCGGCGUUUACGCUACUGUCACCUUCUUCUCUCCACUCUUUGGAGGCAUCACCAAUCUCCUUUUGACUCCGCUCCUGAUCUAUACCUUUUCUCCAUCGAGUGGAGGCCAUAUUAGCCCGACUAUUACACUUGCCACAUUCUUUGCGCGCAUUAUUUCCUUCCCACGCAUGGUCUUGUACUUGGCUGGGCAAACUUUUGGUGGGGCUUUAGCUGGUUUCAUGCUACACAGUGCCUACGGGAGUCGAGAAAUCACGGUAGGAGGAUGUCAUAUCGAUACGUCAAUGGUGAAACCCAAAGAAGGCCUCGUGAUUGAAUUCAUAGCUUGCCUCAUCCUCAUUUUCCUGGCGUUUGGCGUUGCUCUUGACCCACGACAGGCUAAAAUCUUUGGCCAUGCCACAGCUCCGUGGUUUGUGGGGAUCGUUCUGGGAAUCGUCAGUUGGGGCACAGCCUUCACUCGUGAAGGCUAUAUUGGAGCAAGUCUUAAUCCAGCUAGAUGUUUCGGUGCUUAUGUGGCGUCGGAAUUUCCUUCCUAUCACUGGAUCCACUGGGUUGGACCACUUGCCGCUGCUAUCGGGCACGGUUUGGUGUACUUUGUCGACCCACUUUGGGCCGAGGGGACGUCGAGCCUACCGUGA
Molecule: messenger RNA, 966 nt
Organism: Penicillium maclennaniae
Lineage: Eukaryota; Fungi; Ascomycota; Eurotiomycetes; Eurotiales; Aspergillaceae
Exons: 4
Coding region: 1-966 (321 amino acids)
Biological process (GO): transmembrane transport
Cellular component (GO): plasma membrane
Molecular function (GO): water channel activity
Source: RefSeq, a predicted model, not a curated record